Messenger RNA from Penicillium chermesinum, 1056 nucleotides. Its product is annotated as nitronate monooxygenase. The record is from RefSeq and is a predicted model, not a curated record. The coding region runs from base 1 to 1056 and encodes 351 amino acids. Gene Ontology annotation, molecular function: nitronate monooxygenase activity. The transcript has a single exon. Lineage: Eukaryota; Fungi; Ascomycota; Eurotiomycetes; Eurotiales; Aspergillaceae.
AUGGCGACGAAACUAUUAUCCCGAUACCCGUGGGCAACCAGCCCCUUCGUCAUCGGCGCACCCAUGCGCGUCAUGUCUGGCCCUGCCCUCGCAGUCGCAGUAUCCCGGGCUGGCGGCUUGGGAUUCAUAGGGCCCGGGUUAAAGACAACAGAUACUGGGGUUGAUCUCGAAGAGGCAUCGUCGCUGAUAGACAAAGCGCGCGCUUCAUCUUUCAAGACCCUAUCUUCAUCAAGUCUCUUGCCAGUCGGGGUGGGCUUCCAGCUUUGGAGCGACGACCUCAGUACUGCUAUGGGCACAAUUGAAAAGUACAAGCCCUGUGCAGUUUGGUUAUUUGCGCCCAAAGAAGGCCAGAAGGAUCUGGACGAGUGGUCACGCAGGAUCCGGGCUGUAUCGCCCGAAACCCAAAUUUGGAUUCAGAUUGGCUCGUUAGGUGAAGCUAAGUCAAUCCUGCAAAGCUCCGAAAAGCCAGACGUGGUCGUUGUCCAAGGGACUGAAUCUGGUGGCCACGGCCGCAUGGCUGAUGGCAUGGGAAUCAUGACUCUGUUCCCCGAGGUGGCCGACACCCUCGCAAGCAGCCACAUUCCCUUGCUCGCAGCUGGUGGCAUCGCGGACGGACGUGGAGUCGCCGCUGCUUUGUGCCUCGGCGCCUCUGGUGUCGUCAUGGGGACCCGCUUUCUCGCCUCCAGUGAAGCACGCAUUAGUCGAGGAUACCAAAAUGAGGUUGUCCGAGCAUCUGAUGGUGCAACGAAUACGACUCGCACACUGCUCUACAAUCAUCUCCGAGGAACGUAUGGGUGGCCCCCGGAAUACAGCCCGCGAACCAUCAUAAAUAAGUCUUUCAUCGAGCAUCGGGCAGGAACCCCUUUUGAAGAACUUAAAAAGCGCCAUGACGAGGCAGCCAAGUCCGGGGACAGUGGAUGGGGCCCCGAUGGAAGACUGGCAACCUAUGCCGGGGCAUCAAUAGGACUGAUUCACAAUGUCUCUGAUGCGGAAAGGAUUGUUCGAGACGUUCGAAAUGACGCAUCGAGACGGAUCCAAGGAUUAGCAGCAGCCUGA